Molecule: messenger RNA, 1134 nt
Organism: Sardina pilchardus (European sardine)
Lineage: Eukaryota; Metazoa; Chordata; Actinopteri; Clupeiformes; Clupeidae
Product: heme-binding protein 1-like
Exons: 5
Coding region: 123-713 (196 amino acids)
Cellular component (GO): cytoplasm
Molecular function (GO): heme binding
Source: RefSeq, a predicted model, not a curated record
CAUUGUUUGCAUAUGUGUGACAACUGAAAGGACAAGCUGAGUGAAGGAUCUGUUCCAGAUACCUUCAGUCAGUCCGCCAGACACCAUCGGAGAGCAGCAGAGUUCCAGGAACCUGUGUGACAAUGACAUUCCAGGGACUCAUAGCAGUGUGGGCUCUCUGUCUGGUUUGUGUGAGCGGCUGGGAAGCUCCGUGGUUCUGUCAUGGAAAUGACUGCCCUGAGUUCAAAGUUGUUCAAACCAAUGAGGACUUUGAAGAACGCUUCUACAGCGCUUCUCAUUGGAUCACCAUAGACGUCAGCACCCCUAACAAAGAGGAAGUUAAAAAAGCCCUUUGGACCCUUUAUUAUUACAGCAAAGGAGAAAAUGAAGAAAAGGCCAAUGUAGCACUGCCAUGGCCCAGGAUUAUCAUGGUGGAGGGGGAUGGCAAUGAGAAACAUGGGUCUGUGUCUUGGCCAGUUCCUCCAGGGACCCAUCUGCCCAAACCUAACGAUGCCACCAUCAAAGAGAUGGACAUACCUGCUGGCACAGUUUAUGUCAGGAGCUUUGGAGGGAUGGCAUCCGAGGCUGAUGCUUAUGAUAAUGUAGAUCAGCUGAAGGCAUCUCUUGAGGCGGCAGGGAAGAGUUUCAACCCAGAUAGGUUUGUGGCAGCUGGCUAUGACCCCGUCCUGCGACUGAUCAGCAGACACAAUGAGGUCUGGCUCUUUGCUGAUUAAGAGACGUUGCACUAUAAAUUCAAAUGCGGAUAAUGCAGUUUCCUCAUCAAACUAUUAUCCCCCGACUAUAAUGUCAUGAAGCAUUUACUUGGAGAUUAUUGAGCACUUGUGUGUGAAUAAGUUUGUGAGUAAAUAAAACAAUUGUAGCAGGCCUAAAAUGUUAGGUAAGGAGAAGUAAAGUAAGGUUAAUCUACCUGUUUGUGGUAUGUGAAUGCUAAAUACAGCACUAUCAUUCCACGCAAUAGGUCAUCUAAAAUGGCCACUCUAGUUGAAGUCAUGGUUUCUUUAUAUCAGUAUUGGCAGUCUCAUGUUGACUGACUAUGAUUUUCAUAAUGGAUAAUAAAUCCUUUCAAUCCUUGAAAUUAUGUCUAUCUUGAAUUUCCCCUUGGGGAUCAAUAAAGUAUCUAUCUAUCUAUCUAUC